CUCCAUAUCAACUUAACAAAAUCAUCCAUGGGAAUUCCUUUGCCUCCUUACUAUCUUACUCUUUUUCUCCUCCUUUUCAUCUCCUUCAACAAUGUCGGCCAUCGAAACCUCGUUUUCGCCGAUGAUGCCCUGAUUGAAGCCCAAUGUCACAAUGCUGAAGUCCCCGAAACCUGCAUAAAAUGCGUAAAAUCUGAUCCUCGAAGUCAAUCAGCCAAUAAAGUUGGCAUUGCCGCCAUCAUCAUAACUUGUCUUAGCAACAAAGCCACGACCUUGAUAAACAACAUGACGACUCUUGCUUCGGGCGCUCGCGACAAGAACUUGAAAGUGGCUCUCCGAGGUUGCGAGAAAGGGUUUUACUACACAAAAACCAAUUUGAUCGCUGCGACGAGCCGAUUGAAGGGGAAAGAAUAUGAUCAAACGAAUCUUCUGGUGAAACAAGCGCUCGAAGAAGAAUUUGUUUGUAAGAUGAAAGUGAAGGCUUUACGAUUUAACUUUCCGAGUAGUGUCACGUUUGACAUGGGAGUUUACGAGGAACUUUCAACUGCAGUAAUGAGAAUAGUUGAUAGGUUUGUAUGAGAGUGAAAAAUGGAAAAUAAAAAUAAAAAUAAAGCAUUAUAUCAGAUAAUAUUAUAUAUUUCAUUUGAAUAAAAACUACUCUUGUUGAGUGUUUUUGUGUGUA
This is a messenger RNA of Gossypium raimondii (Peruvian cotton), 679 nucleotides long. RefSeq lists its product as uncharacterized. The record is from RefSeq and is a predicted model, not a curated record. The coding region runs from base 28 to 576 and encodes 182 amino acids. Gene Ontology annotation, biological process: negative regulation of catalytic activity. Lineage: Eukaryota; Viridiplantae; Streptophyta; Magnoliopsida; Malvales; Malvaceae. The transcript has a single exon. Gene Ontology annotation, molecular function: pectinesterase inhibitor activity.